AUGGGGGCUCGCAUCGACUUGAACCAACAGCGGCUUGGAGUUGUUACGGACCAGUUUUUGCGGUAUCGAUACCCAGUCAAGGAUUUGCUGAACUGGAACACCCUAGAUGAUACAAACAAUGUCACUGAGCAGUCAUCAUCAGUAACAACCAAUGUCCUCACCAUCACUUUUGAUUCCAACAUUCUGACCGAUGGACGAUUUUCAGCCUGCAGCGGUGGUUGGGAUUGGGCACCCUUUUCCAGCUGCCCAAUGACCCAAGACACUCACUCCCAUCAAUUUUCCAAGGGCAUUACCAAAUCGGUAUACUUGACUCGGGUUUCUUCAGCUGCUAUUACAGCAAUUGUUCCUCAAGUCUACUACAUGGGCGACUAUCCAAUGGAAGCUCUUCGAGAUGGCCGUCAUGCGGGGUUUGAAGUUGAGGUGACGAUACACUUGUGGUCACCACCCGGGGAAAUGAAGGGAAGACUCAACAUAUACGGUUCUUGGGGUGCCAAUGAAACUCAAGUGGUGGAAUGGAUGGGCGGAGAUUUCAUUACCACGCUGUCCAUCACUGCCACUGCCAAGAAUAUCAAGCUGUGGUGGCCAAACGGAAUGGGAACAAAUCCGCGUGAAUCGGCCAAGCGCCCCAUGUAUGAGGUUCGAGUCGAGUUCGUUCCCGAUCCUAUGGAGGAAGGCGUCGAAGCUAUUAGCGUUCAAGAUUCCCGAAGAAUUGGCUUUCGAUACUUUGCAUUGGUCACUGGAAACGACACGGAUCCUGAAUAUGUUCACAAUGCAACUGGACACGAAGGAACCGAGUUUAAUGGUAUGUAUUAUCGUGUGAAUGGUGUUGCCAUGUGGAGUCGUGGUGCCAAUAUGAUCCCCAUGGAUGCGUUGGAGGGCCGCUUGAACGCUGAGGCCCAUGUGCAAGUGGUUCAAUCUGCUGCACUGGCAAAUAUGAACACCUUGAGGGUCUGGGGCGGAGGCAUGUUUCUUCCAUCAGCUUGGUACGAUGCCUGUGAUGACUAUGGGAUCAUGGUGAUUCAAGAUCAAAUGUACGCCCAAGGUGGUCAUGAUCCCAAGAAGACGGAGACACAAGAAAUGGAAAUUCGGCACAAUGUCCGAUUGCUUUCGCACCACCCGUCUAUUGUCAUUUGGGAUGGGUGCAACGAAUGCUUGGUCGAGAUGGAGAAACCGAGUAGUAUCUAUGCUACUUUUGUGAUGCGAGUUGUGGGAGAAGAAGAUGGGUCACGAUCGAUAUGGCCAAGUUGUCCGUCGAAUGGCUGGCAGUCGGGUGUUGACAAAUUGACGUCUCGGCCUAUUCCAGACAAGGAUUUGGUGACACCUAAAACAGCACCACGGCGUAUCGAAGUCCAUGGGCCAUACAUUCAUGGCGGUGGCUUUCCGGCGGUUAAUGGGAAUGAUGCUGGCGAUGAGCCUGCCGCGGCCAAGUUACCAAUAACAAUCGACCCGAAGCCAGAGGAAAUGGGCGUGGCAAAAACUUCAGUUUUUGCUUCCGAAUUCGGAACUGGAGGUGUCAUGUCGUCUUUUGAAUCCAUGUCCGCAACAUUGGCCCCAGAGCACUGGAGUCUCCAUGGCGGUGGUCCACCAGACAAGUGUUCCGAUGGCUUCAACCGAAAAUGUGAGGGGAACAAUGUCAUGGCACAACGCAACUAUCCCUGCGACAGCAUCAUCAAGACAUACUUCCAAACAGAAUCAGAUUACUUUGACAAGGUCGGCAAAAACGAGUUCCAGCGACAGUUGUAUCAUUGCAUGAUCGCACAAGCGCUUCACAUGAAGAGUAUUAUAGAAGAACGCCGCUCCAAGAAUGAAUUGGGUCACUUGGUGUGGCAGCUAAAUGAAAUUUGGCCUACAGGUGGAUGGGGAAGUCUGGAAUAUGGAAAUGGCGACAUGUCAGGGCAGGUAGUCGGUGGUCGCUGGAAGCCAUUGCACUACUUUUUUCGCCAAUCGGUUUUUGCUGAUAUCAUCGCUACAUGCGAUGGGAAAGGAGUAGGGUACAUUCGAAAUGAUGCAGCAGGUUUUGGCUUUCAUGGAGGCGUAGUCAUCCAUGUUGUCAGCUUGGAAACUGGUGUAGCUGGCGAUGCGCAGGUGUACCACAAGAACAUCACCUUGCCACAGGGUCCUGGCUCCUUGCAGGUUUUUGACUGCCCCAUUGUGGACGGAAGUACACAUUUCUUGUCGAUUGAUAUUCUAAUGUACGGGAGCGACUUGAUAGUUCACAAUACGCCCAUCCUUCUCAAGCCACCGAAAGAACUGACGAAUCAAAUAGCUUGCGAUAGCGGUUUGAACUGGAGUAUCCUGGCCACGGCUAUGAAUGUGGUGACUUUGGAAAUCACUGCAUCCGUUCCAGUGGCACUGCUGGUGAUGUUGACCACACAAGCUCCCGGUCGCUUUAGUGACAACGCUUUCACUUUGACGGGAGGAGGCAAAAGCAUACAGUUUCACCCCUUUGGCAACCAUCCUGUAGAUGUCGAAUUAUUAAAAGCAACUCUUCGAAUUGAAGAUAUGGCGAUGUAUCAAUAUGGGCAGUGUCAAUAA
Cylindrotheca closterium is the source of this 2535-nucleotide messenger RNA. The record is from the annotation of a GenBank genome assembly. NCBI's taxonomy places the organism in Eukaryota, Bacillariophyta, Bacillariophyceae, Bacillariales, Bacillariaceae.